AUGCACCCUCCCCACCAUCUCUCUCCCCUGCUCCCACCUCCCCCCCGCCCACAAAACCAACACAGCAUCAACCAGGGCGUGGAGCGGAACGCAUGCACCCUCCCCACCAUCUCUCUCCCCUGCUCCCACCUCCCCCCCGCCCACAAAACCAACACAGCAUCAACCAGGGCAUGGAGCGGAACACAUGCACCCUCCCCACCAUCUCUCUCCCCCCCUUGGCAGCUUGGUUUGUUGGCGGUAAAGAUUAUUUUGCAAAACAAUUCAGCAACAAUCAGAAUCAGAACAAAGGCGAAUAGAUUAUCUAGUUACGUCACGGGAGCUGGCAUCCCGCAGAGCCCCGAGAAGAGACUUCAACCCCGCAGCGGGCAGAGCCCCGAGAAGCGACUUCAACCCCGCAGCGGGCAGAGCCCCGAGAAGCGACUUCAACCCCGCAGCGGGCAGAGCCCCGAGAAGCGACUUCAACCCCGCAGCGGGCAGAGCCCCGAGAAGCGACUUCAACCCCGCAGCGGGCAGAGCCCCGAGAAGCGACUUCAACCCCGCAGCGGGCAGAGCCCCGAGAAGCGACUUCAACCCCGCAGCGGGCAGAGCCCCGAGAAGCGACUUCAACCCCGCAGCGGGCAGAGCCCCGAGAAGCGACUUCAACCCCGCAGCGGGCAGAGCCCCGAGAAGCGACUUCAACCCCGCAGCGGGCAGAGCCCCGAGAAGCGACUUCAACCCCGCAGCGGGCAGAGCCCCGAGAAGCGACUUCAACCCCGCAGCGGGCAGAGCCCCGAGAAGCGACUUCAACCCCGCAGCGGGCAGAGCCCCGAGAAGCGACUUCAACCCCGCAGCGGGCAGAGCCCCGAGAAGCGACUUCAACCCCGCAGCGGGCAGAGCCCCGAGAAGCGACUUCAACCCCGCAGCGGGCAGAGCCCCGAGAAGCGACUUCAACCCCGCAGCGGGCAGAGCCCCGAGAAGCGACUUCAACCCCGCAGCGGGCAGAGCCCCGAGAAGCGAUGUCACGGUGUCUUUUAUUCACAGGAAAGGCGGUCGAGAAACUGCAGCCCGCUGACCGCCAUGUCGGCUCAAGCCGCGCUAUGGAGCACGGCGGGCGCGGCUCCGCCUCAGAGCCGGCAUGGGGCCGGUUUCACACCCUCUACAUUGCGGUCAGUAAAAUCUGGCCGGAGCACCCCCAUCCCCACGCUUUACGCGUAAGAUAAAAAACAGCGUCUUGUAUAUAAAACU
Polyodon spathula (Mississippi paddlefish) is the source of this 1224-nucleotide messenger RNA. Its product is annotated as PML-RARA-regulated adapter molecule 1-like. NCBI's taxonomy places the organism in Eukaryota, Metazoa, Chordata, Actinopteri, Acipenseriformes, Polyodontidae. The transcript has 2 exons. Bases 1 to 1194 code for a protein of 397 amino acids. The record is from RefSeq and is a predicted model, not a curated record.